Molecule: messenger RNA, 459 nt
Organism: Naumovozyma dairenensis CBS 421
Lineage: Eukaryota; Fungi; Ascomycota; Saccharomycetes; Saccharomycetales; Saccharomycetaceae
Gene: IES6
Product: Ies6p
Exons: 1
Coding region: 1-459 (152 amino acids)
Biological process (GO): chromatin remodeling
Cellular component (GO): Ino80 complex
Source: RefSeq, a predicted model, not a curated record
AUGAAUAAUAACAGUAAUAACAAUGCAGCAAAUGAUAACAGAUUGGAAUUUAUUAGGAAAGUGACAGAACAGAAUACACUUCCAGUUCCCUCUCCAUUCAAGAGAGUUCAACAAAAGAAAUCUAGAAGGCAUAAGGCAGUGAAGCAAUUAUUAUCAGAAGAAAACAAAAGAAUAAAUGCUAUAUUUCAGCAAGAACAACAAGACAAUGAUGCCGAUAAGAAUAUCAAACAUAAACGUCUUGUACCUAAGGUAACAUAUUUUAAUGUGGAUGCCCCACCAUCUUUGAGACCGCCAAAGAAAUAUUGUGAUAUUACAGGGUUGAAGGGUCCAUAUAGAUCACCAACGACUAAUAUAAGGUAUCAUAAUGCUGAGAUUUAUCAAUUAAUUGUGAAACCAAUGGCUCCAGGAGUUGAUCAAGAAUACCUAAAACUAAGAGGUGCUAAUUUUGUUUUGAAAUAG